GCCUUCCUACAAUUCCAAGAACGUACGUGCGCCAGAGAUAGUUUCCUCAGCACCCUGCACCUGUCGUCAGCCGUCACCGGCCAGCCAGCUAGCCGCUAGCCAUGGCCGCCGGUUCCGAAGCUCUUCUUGACGCCACCGCGCUCUCCCUCUCCCUCGCGCUGCCGACGACGACGCCGGCGCCCGGCCUGGUGGCGGGGCUCAAGAUCAACAAGGAGGACUACCUCGCCAUCUGCCUCGCCGCGCUCGCCGGUACCCGAGGAACCGGCCUCAGCAACAAGGCGGUCGUCGCUGGGUUCGGCCUCCCGCAGCACCAGGGACAGGGACACGGCAAUAAUAAUAAUAAGCAGCAGCAGUGGUGCCCACCGCCGGCGGCGCUGGCGCACGAGGAGCAGCUCCGGUUCCGGUGCGCGGUGUGCGGGAAGGCCUUCGCGUCGUACCAGGCGCUCGGCGGCCACAAGUCCAGCCACCGCAAGCCGCCCACGCCGGAGCAGUACGCCGCCGCCGCGGCGGCGCAGCAGCAGGAGGCGGUUUCCGCGCCCGACUCCGAGGAGACGACGACGACGACGACGUCGUCGUCGGGAGGGACGACUUCUACCGGUGGGCCGCACCGGUGCACCAUCUGCCGGAAGGGGUUCGCCACGGGCCAGGCGCUCGGCGGCCACAAGCGCUGCCACUACUGGGACGGCACGUCGUCGGUGUCCGUCUCCAUGUCGGCGUCGGCGUCCGCUACGGGGUCGUCGUCGGCCGUCACCGUCAGGAACUUUGACCUCAACCUGAUGCCUGUGCCGGAGAACGCCGGCAUGAAGAGAUGGGUCGAGGAGGAGGAGGUGCAGAGUCCACUGCCCAUCAAGAAGCGCAGGAUCUUGGAUUAGUUUAACUCUCACUGCCUACUUUUGAGAUCGUGUGUCCAUAAAUCUCGGAUUCUCAGUUCAUGUAAAAAUGAUUGAUUUGUUCUUUUACACUAAUAUAAAUUAUUUGCUUUUUCUAUAGUAUA
Sorghum bicolor (sorghum) is the source of this 994-nucleotide messenger RNA. RefSeq names its product zinc finger protein ZAT10. The coding region runs from base 102 to 872 and encodes 256 amino acids. NCBI's taxonomy places the organism in Eukaryota, Viridiplantae, Streptophyta, Magnoliopsida, Poales, Poaceae. Gene Ontology annotation, molecular function: DNA-binding transcription factor activity. The record is from RefSeq and is a predicted model, not a curated record. The transcript has a single exon.